UCCAUGCGCAUGCGCAGUGGUGGCCCCGCGAUGGCGGCGCCCGAGGAGUCACUGAGGAGGCGGAAGGUCGGGAAUGCGGGCGCCGAGCCUGGGUCUCCGCCGGGGCCUGGGCCGGGGUGCGACCCCACGGGCUGUUCGGCCCGUCUCCGAGCGGGCACUUUCUGGCUGACCAGGAUCGUGCUCCUGAGGGCCCUCGCUUUCAUUUACUUUGUGGCAUUCCUGGUGGCUUUCCAUCAGAACAAGCAGCUGAUUGGAGAUCGGGGCCUGCUGCCCUGCCGCACGUACCUAAAGAGCGUACAGCAGUAUUUCCGGGGCCCGGUCGGCUGGGAUGCCGUGAGCUAUGCACCCACCGUGCUCUGGCUGCUGGACUGGUCACACAUGGACUCCAACCUGGAUGCCCUCGCACUUCUCGGGUUGGGUGUCUCCUCUUUCGUCCUGGUCACCGGCUGUGCCAAUAUGGUGCUCAUGGCCACUCUCUGGGUUCUCUACAUGUCCCUGGUCAACGUGGGACAGAUCUGGUAUUCAUUUGGAUGGGAGUCCCAGCUUCUGGAAACAGGAUUCCUGGGGAUCUUCCUGUGCCCUCUUUGGACUCUGUCUCGAUUGCCCACGGGGACCCCCCCGUCCCAGAUUGUUCUGUGGGGCUUUCGGUGGCUGAUUUUCAGAAUCAUGCUUGGAGCAGGCCUGAUCAAGAUCCGGGGAGACCAGUGCUGGCGGGACCUCACCUGCAUGGACUUCCACUAUGAGACGCAGCCAGUGCCCAACCCUGCGGCCUACUUCCUGCACCAGUCCCCAUGGUGGGUCCACCGCUUUGAGACGCUCAGCAACCACUUCCUGGAGCUUGUGGUGCCCUUCUUCAUCUUCCUCGGACGGCGGAUGUGCAUCCUCCACGGGGCCUUACAGAUCCUGUUCCAGGUGGUCCUCAUCAUCAGCGGGAACCUGAGCUUCCUGAACUGGCUGACCAUGGUGCCCAGCGUGGCCUGCUUUGAUGACGCCACUUUGGGGUUCUUGUUUCCCUCCGGGCCCGGUGGCCUUAAGGACCGAGUCCUGAAGCUGCAGGAGGAGGCUGCCCGAGGGGCCCGGCCCCCCCUGCGAUAUGGCUGCAUGGUGCGGCGGGCAGUGCACAUGGCGCUGGGCAUCCUGGUGGCCUGGCUCAGUGUCCCCGUGGUCAUCAACCUGCUGAGUCCCACGCAGAUCAUGAACACCUCCUUCAACCCUCUCAGGAUCGUCAACACAUACGGCGCCUUUGGGAGCAUCACCAAGGAGCGCACGGAAGUCAUCCUGCAGGGCACAGCCAGCCCCAAUGCCAGCACACCGGAUGCCGUGUGGGAGGACUACGAGUUCAAGUGCAAGCCGGGUGACCCAGGGCGGCGGCCAUGCCUCAUCUCCCCCUACCACCACCGCCUGGACUGGCUCAUGUGGUUCGCCGCCUUCCAGACCUACGAGCACAACGAGUGGAUCAUCCACCUGGCAGGCAGGCUCCUGGCCAAUGACGCCAUGGCUGUGUCCCUACUGGCCCUCAACCCUUUCGAGGACAGGGCGCCCCCCAGGUGGGUCCGGGGUGAGCACUACAGGUACAAGUUCAGCCGCCCUGGGGGCCAGCACGCUGCUGCAGGCAAGUGGUGGGUCCGCAAGAGAAUCGGCCCCUACUUCCCCCCACUCAGCCUCCGUGACCUAGAGGACUACUUUCGGUCACGGGAGUGGCCAUACCCGGAACUGGAGUAGAAGCGGCCCCAGGUCUGUGCACAGAGGAAUAAAGCAGGAAGGCCCGGCCACUGGAGUGAAGUGUCGUGUGCCUGGGCACCGUUGCCCUGCACCCAGACCUCCUGGAAAGCAGGCUGAGAGAGGGGGUCCCUGGGCCGGCAUGUCCCCUCCUUCCAUCCUGAGUUCAUCACAGAGAGCCCCAUGAAGCACGUGACCCCGUGGUGUCCACCCGCCUCCAAAGCACAGGGGAGGGCUGGUCCCCAGUCAUGGCCCCUACACCCGGGGAGCUGAACCCCAUCACACGCUUGGUGUGGCCACAAGGAAGCUGCCACUCCCUGCCUGUGCUCUUAGCCCCCCACAUCCGUCCCCCCACGUCCAGGAGAGGCCUGGGAAAGGGAGAAGCCACGGCUCCCGGUCCUGCUCAGAACCUUCGUGCCUCCCCAGGUCUAGCCUCCAGAGGCGCUGACAGAACCCCUUUGUUGUUCCUUGGGCGGGCCACCACCUCCUCUGUGACCACGUCCUCCCCCCUGCCCCACCCUCCCUGACCUGCAGGCCUGGGCCCUCGGAGUGCCCACAGCAGCAGUUCUGACUAGAUGAUUCUUUGCGGGGCGAUCCUUCUGGGGCCCUCUGCCAUUUGAAGUGGGAUGUGGCCCCAAUUCUUUACUGCCUGAUGUGAGCUGUGAGCAAACUGAAGUCCCACCUGAGGGGCAGUCUCCCUGCUGACCCACCAGCCAAGCACCGGGGUGGCACAGGCCCCCGCCCCAGUCACCGGACAGUCCACCCCUCCUCCCCCCCCGCAACUGUCCAGCGGGCCUGGCUGCACCAGAGAGGGUCCCGGCACGAACGAGGUGGUUCAGGCAGGAGGCCCGGCCGAGGUGGGCACAAGUGCCGGUCUGUGUGGAGCGCCCGCCCCAACAGCCCGCCUGGGGGGCCAGCCAGUCCAGGUGCCAACAGAGAGGCCGUGUUCCUGCUCGCAGGGAAACAGGCUCCCUGUGUCUGUCUCAGAACAGACUCGGCCUCAGACGAGGAGCCUGGAGCCAGCAAGUCUGCCCGCGGCAGCCGCAUGGAGCUGACCACCGGCCCGCCGUGGCCUGGGCAGCCCUUCCCGGGGGGCUGUCCCGGGAGCUGUGCCGCUGGGUGGGGGCACCAGAGUGGGCAGGGGGCCUGGGCUUGGGUGGCCACCCUGCCAGCCCUUCUUGCUGCACUCUGGGCUCACUGCCACCCAGGGACUCAGAACCCCUGCCCGGGGGCUCCUCUCUGGGUCUCAGUCCAGCUCUACACCCACCCCACCCCCCCGUCUCCCAGGAACCCCUAAGAGACACACAAUGCUUAGGCCUUAGUUGCAUACCCGUCCUGGGACAAGACAAACAUCUGCUCACCUUGGGGGCCAUUGCAGGGGACUCCAGGUCCAGGCACUGGAGCCUCUGGCAAAAGGGACCCCAUUAGAUCUCCUCCCCCGGCCUCCACCCUUCCAGAGGCUAAGGGCCCCCCAGCCUCCAUCCGAGUCAGCAGACAGAGCCUAGCCGGAGGCCCACAGCCUCCUGAGAGACUGCAGCCCUCCUCCACUCGCAGUCCUCCCAUGGCUACCCCACCUCACUGAGCACAAGCCCGGGGUCAGCACGUCACCCCACCAGCCUACCAGGCCACAGGGCCUUUGCUGUGGCAGCCCCCGUGCCAGCACCCACACAGCCCACACCCCCUCCAGGGCCCAAGCCACUCGCAGUCACACACCAGGCUGGUGGGGGCUUGGCCUGGCCUGGAUAAACCGUCCACCUCACGAAGGAGAAAGGCCCAAACUCUGCAUCUGCUCUGCCCGACACUGCCCUCUCUCGGAAUCUGCUAUUUCUUGGUCAACACAAGAGAAACUUCAGGAGAUGGGGGCUCGGGGACACGGGAUGUGAGCCCACCCUUCCUCCCCAGCCACCCAGGUCUGAGGCGGCCCCGGACAACUGUGUCCAGGUGGACUGAGUGCAUUCUUUCCUCCCCGCUGGUAAGAAACAGACGUGGCAGAAACCGAGGGCGUCAGGCUUAGGUCAACGUGCCAGAGAUGCUGCCCUCACCCUCCAAAACCCAAGGGGCGGGGGAAAGCGCCAAGGUUCAAGGGAGGGGCCAGGGACAGCAGCCCACGCCACAUGUGAGGCAGGGUGUGCACAAGCCUUCGUCCAACCGUGGGGCGUAGGCAUCUGCUCACUUGCUGAGAGGGUCCUCAGGCCAGAGACCCGCUGGGGCAUCAAGUUCCUGGUGUGUCCCCCCUCUCCCCCUGGGUCUCCUCCAUCUGCACUGGGACGGUCUAUGCUCUGCAGUCCCAGGCCACUGGGGGCUGGCUGCACACGGUCCGCACACCUCAGGCCCAGGGGCUCUGCAGGAGGAUGGACACAGUGGUGAAUCCAAGAAUGUUACAGAUGACUAAAAUUGGCCCAAGUGGGGCCUGGGGAACCUGAGCAGUUCUUACUCAUAACUGUUCCACUCAGUUUCUUUUGCAAUUACCCACGCUGUUCACCACAUGUCCCUGUAACUUCCAUAACUCUCCCCCUCUCUGGGGUGAUGGCCCUUCUCCAUUCCUGAUGCUUUGGGCUUUCCCUUCUUAUCUCCUUGUCAGUCUCAAAGCCCCAACACUGGGUUUUCCCGUCAGCUCUCCUGUUCACUAGCUCCUUCCUCCACAGUCCAGGCAUUCACUCUUUGCCGUCUUGGACUGAAAACUGCCAUUUCCUUCUAUUCCUCCUCCUCAUCUCUAGGAAAUGCGGCUAAAGACCCCCAGCUGCACUUGCAGCCUCUGCUGGACGCUGUGAACCUUCUCUGAAUUCUAGAAAUGUUGAUUUCCCGAUUAACUCGUCAAAAAAAAUAGAGGGGGAGGAUUUUAAUUUCCAGAUGAAUGGAUUUGCAGCUUUUAUCUUCAAUUUUAUCACAUGCAUUUGUCACCCCCAAGCACCCUUAUGAUUGACAUCCCUUUUAGAAGUGAACAGGCUCCUGGGAAGGACAGCCUCUUGAAUCCUGAGGCAGCUGUUUGCCUCCAUCUGCUGAGAAGGUCUCCUGCUCAGCAGCACAACAACCACCUGUUCCCUGGGUCCAUUUCCCCCUUGACCUCUCUGCCUUGUAUCUACACAGUACAAAGAUGCCAUCAUCCUCAGGGAUGCAGUUUCAAAGCCACUGAGUAAAGUGGAACUGACAUAUCAGCAAAGAGACCUUUAAACUCCUAUAGUAAUCAAUGAAAUUAAUAAGACUUUAACUUGACUGACAAAGAAGAUGCAAAUAACUAAAAUCAAAGUAAAGCGGAGACAUUACUACUGACCUUAUGGAAAUAAAAAGGAUUACAAGAGUGCUAUGAGCAACAGUAUGCCAAAAAAUUAGAUCACAUCAUUGAAAUGACAAAAUCCUAGAAACACAAACUACCAAAAGUGACUCGGGAAGAAACAAAGUUGUAAAAGAUCUACAACAAGUAAAGAGACUGCAUCAGUAAUCAAAAACCUCCCAAUAAAGAAAAAUACUGGACAAGAUGGCUUCACUGUUGAAUUCUACCAAGAAUUUUAAAAGAAUUAACACCAAUCCUUCCCAAACUCUUCCAAAAAAUUAGAAAAGGGAAAACUUCCUAGCUCAUGAGGCCAAUUUUAACACUGAUAACAAAGCCAAAGACACCAAUAUCCCUUAAAAUCUUUGCAUCUGUAAGCAAAAAUCCUCAACAAAAUACUAGCAAAAUAACAGCAUGAUAAGAGGAUUAUAUGCCAUGACCAAAUGGCAUUGCUUAAGAAAAUCAAUCACUGCCAUACAUCACAUCAACAGAAUGCGGGGGGCAGGGAGGGACAGUACAUGGUCUUCUCAACUGAUGCAGGAAAAGCAUUUGACAAAAUCCAAUACCCUUUCAUGAGAAAAGCCCCUCAGGAAACUUCAACAUAGUAAACGGUAGUUAGCAAAAACCCAGAGCCAAUAGUGAAAGAGUAAAAAGUUUUCCCCCGAAGAUCCAAACUGAGACAAGAAUGCCCAUUGUCGUCAGUGCCACUUAACACCGUAAGUUCCAGCCAGAGCAAUUAGUCAAAAAAACAAAAAGCUUUAAAAAGAAAGAAGUAAAACCACCUCUAUUCACAGAUGACGUGAUCCUAUAGAUAGAAAAUUCCAAUGAUCCACCAAAAGAGAAAACACCAAAAGAAAUUAACACUAGAGCUAAUAAACUAACUCAGCAAAGUUACAGGGAAAAGAAUCAACACCAACAAAUCAGAUGUGCUUCUAUACACCAGCAAUGAGCAGUCUAAAACAGAAACUAAGGAAACAAUUUCAUUUACAAUUGCAUCCAAAAAAAUACCUACCAAAAAACAACCAAGGAGGACAAAAGACUUGUACACUCAAAAACUACGUAACACUGCUGAAAAAAAAUGCUAAAGAAGACCUAAAUCAGUGGAGACACCCACAUCUGUAAACAUGUGACAAAUAGUAUUAAGAUGACAGUACUACCCAAAGCAGUCUACAGAGCCAAUGAAAUCUCUACCGAAAUUCCAAUGGCUUUUUCUUCGUAUAAAUGGAAAAGCCAACGCUCAAAUUCACAUGGAAUUGCAAAGGGCCCCAAAUAACAAAAACAAUCUUUAGAAAGAAUUGGAGGAUUCACAUUUCCUAAUUUGAAAACUUACUACAAAGUUGUUGUCAUCAAAACAGUGUGGUCUUGGCAUAACAAGAGACACGUGGACAAGAGGAAUAGAAUGGAAACCUAAUAAACCCUCACACAUAUGGUCAAAUUAUUUUUGACAAAGAUGCCAAGACAGGGAAUGGGCAGUUGGUGCUGGGAAAGCAGGCCUUAAAAGCACUAAAGAAUGAAGUUGGGUCCUUACCUCACACUGUAUUCAAAAAUUAACUCAGGAAGCGGCUGGGUGGCUUAAUCAUUAAGCGUCUGCCUUUGGCUCAGGUCAUGAUCCCAGGGUCCUGGGAUCGAGCCCCGCAUCGGGCUCCCUGCUCC
This is a messenger RNA of Zalophus californianus (California sea lion), 6640 nucleotides long. It is a transcript of the gene LMF1, whose product is annotated as lipase maturation factor 1. The transcript has 11 exons. The record is from RefSeq and is a predicted model, not a curated record. Gene Ontology annotation, biological process: protein maturation. Gene Ontology annotation, cellular component: endoplasmic reticulum membrane. NCBI's taxonomy places the organism in Eukaryota, Metazoa, Chordata, Mammalia, Carnivora, Otariidae. Bases 4 to 1722 code for a protein of 572 amino acids.